This is a messenger RNA of Oryza sativa Japonica Group (Japanese rice), 3624 nucleotides long. RefSeq names its product BEL1-like homeodomain protein 4. Gene Ontology annotation, molecular function: DNA-binding transcription factor activity, RNA polymerase II-specific; RNA polymerase II cis-regulatory region sequence-specific DNA binding. NCBI's taxonomy places the organism in Eukaryota, Viridiplantae, Streptophyta, Magnoliopsida, Poales, Poaceae. Gene Ontology annotation, biological process: regulation of transcription by RNA polymerase II. The record is from RefSeq and is a predicted model, not a curated record.
ACACAACAACGACGCCGAUUAUUAAACGUACUCGCGAAAGAAUAAAAAGAGAGAUGAGAAGAAGCUAUAGGUGAUACCAAAGAAGGAGAGAAAGAUAGAGAGAGAGAGAGCAACAGCGACCUUUUGCUGCAAAGCUUUGUUGGGUUUGGGCUCCCCUUAGCUAGCUCUGUCCAAUUCCAAUAUCAGCAGCAGGAGGGAUCAGCAGAGAGCAGGAGAAAAAAAACUGGGAUUUUUUUUUAUGCAAUCAGCUUCAGCUGCAGCUGCAGCAGUGGUGGUGGUAGUAGUAGUAGUACUGGUGGUGUAGUAUAUUAGCGUCCUUGCCCUGGCCUUUGCGUGGCUCUUCACUUUCAGAAGGCGAUUGUACAAGGCUGCUUCUGUGCCCGACCAGACAAGGGAAGCUAAGCACCAUCACCAGCAGCUACUAGGUGGAGGAGGAGGAGGAGGAGAAAAAAAAUAUAGAGUUAGUCACAGCUCAGGCAGGGAGAGACAGAGAGAGAGAAAGAGAUUUUUGAGAGAGAGAGACAGACAUGGAGAGGAGGAGGUCUCGGAGGCAGCAAGCCUUUCACCCCGUCUCCGAGAUAACGAUGUACUCCUCAUCUUAGGUAGCUGCGGAGGAGGAAGAAGAAGAGGGGUUGGUUGUUGUUGGCCGGAGGAGCACCGCCGACGAUGGUGACAGUGGCGCCGCCGGCAUGGGAAUAGCGGCGCCACCGUGUCAGCCAGGGCAGACCACCACGUUCGUCAUAAGCCAACCCACCAGCAGCAAGAGCUCCCCGGCGGCGAUCGUCGUCCGGCCGCCGGCCACGGCGAGUUCUUCUUCUAUGUCCCACUCCCAGGGUUUCCACCAGCCCAGCAGCGGCGCCGUCUUCGGCUUCUCCUCCGAUGGCUUCGACGGCCGCCCCGGCUCCGGCCAAGACCACCAGCAGCACGAGCAGCAGCAGCAGCAGCACGUGGCGCAGCAGAGCCGCCGCGACAAGCUGAGGGUGCAAGGCUUCGACCCGGCGGCGGCGGCGGCGGGGCACGGGUUGCUCCCCAUCGAGGGCGACGAGCAUGGCGCGGAGCCCGGCGCCAUGUACGACCACGCGGAGGCGGCGGCGGCCGGGGCGUCGAACAUGCUCUCCGAGAUGUUCAACUUCCCGUCGCAGCCGCCGACGGGCCCCUCCGCCACCGAGCUGCUCGCCAGCCAGAUGAACGCCAACUACCGGUUCGGGUUCCGGCAGGCGGCGGGUUUGGCCGGCGGCGAAGGCGGUUGGUUCGGCGGCGGCGGCGCGGCCGGCCGGACUGGGUUGGUGCUCGGUGGGGCCAGCUUGGGUUCGUUAGGUGAGACGUCGUCGCCGAAGCAGCAAGCGAGCGGCAUGGCGGGCCUCGCCGCUGACCCGGCCGCGGCGAUGCACCUGUUCCUGAUGAACCCGCAGCAGCAGCAGCAGCAGCAGUCACGGUCGUCGACGUCGCCGCCGCCGUCGGACGCGCAGUCGGCAAUCCACCAGCACCACGAAGCGUUCCAGGCGUUCGGCGGCGCCGGUGCAGCAGCGUUCGGCGGCGGCGCGGCGGCCGGCGUGGUGGAAGGCCAGGGGCUCUCCCUCUCGCUGUCGCCGUCGCUGCAGCAGCUGGAGAUGGCGAAGCAGGCGGAGGAGCUGCGCGUCCGCGACGGCGUGCUCUACUUCAACCGGCAACAGCAGCAGCAGCAGGCGGCGGCGGCGGCGGCGUCGGUGCAGCAGCAGCUCCCGAUGGCAUUGCACGGGCAGGUCGGCGUGCUGGGGCAGCAGCUGCACGGCGGCGGGUACGGCGGCCCGGCGGGCGUCGCCGGCGUCCUCCGCAACUCCAAGUACACCCGCGCGGCGCAGGAGCUCCUCGAGGAGUUCUGCAGCGUCGGCCGCGGCCAGAUCAAGGGCGGCGGCGGCCGCGGCUCCGCCCCCAAUAACCCUAACUCCAGCAAGGCCGCCGCCUCCAGCUCCGGCGCCGCCCAGUCCCCCUCGUCGGCGUCCAAAGAACCCCCUCAACUCUCCCCCGCCGACCGCUUCGAGCACCAGCGCAAGAAGGCCAAGCUCAUCUCCAUGCUCGACGAGGUGGACAGGAGGUACAACCACUACUGCGACCAGAUGCAGAUGGUGGUGAACUUCUUCGACUCGGUGAUGGGGUUCGGGGCGGCGACGCCGUACACGGCGCUGGCGCAGAAGGCCAUGUCGAGGCACUUCCGGUGCCUCAAGGACGCGAUCGCGGCGCAGCUGAGGGGGACGUGCGAGGCGCUGGGGGAGAAGGACGCCGGCACGGGGUCGGGGCUGACCAAGGGGGAGACGCCGCGGCUGCGGGCCAUCGACCAGAGCCUCCGGCAGCAGCGCGCCUUCCACCACAUGGGGAUCAUGGAGCAGGAGGCGUGGCGCCCCCAGCGCGGCCUCCCCGAGCGCUCCGUCAACAUCCUCCGCUCCUGGCUCUUCGAACACUUCCUCCACCCGUACCCGAGCGAUGCAGAUAAGCACCUGUUGGCGAGGCAGACCGGGCUGUCCAGGAACCAGGUCUCGAAUUGGUUCAUCAACGCCCGUGUCCGGCUAUGGAAGCCCAUGAUCGAGGAGAUGUACCAGCAAGAAUGCAAGGAGCUCGAGGGCUCCUCCGGCGCCGGCGACGACCCCUCCGGCGCCGACGACACGCACUCGCCGACGACCACCGCCGCCGCGCAUCAUCAGCACAGGCACGGCCAGCUAAUGGUAGAGCACGGCGGCGCGUCCAGCGGCGGCGGCGCCGCCAUGUCGUCGCACAAGCACGAGCCCGGCGUCGUCGCGGGGCCCUCCUCGUCGUCGGCGGCGGCGGUGGCGGACGCCGCCUUCGUCGGCAUCGACCCGGUGGAGCUCCUCGGCGGCGACGGCGCGGCGGCCGACGACCUGUACGGGCGGUUCGACCCGGCCGGCGCCGUCAGGGUGCGGUACGGGCCGGCGGGCGCCGCCGCCGGCGCCGCCGCGGCGGCGGCCGGCGACGUGUCGCUGACGCUGGGCCUGCAGCACGCCGGCGCCGGCAACGCCGGGCCCGACGGCAGCGGCCGCUUCUCCUUGCGAGACUACAGUGGUUGCUGAUCAUUUCUGCAUACUACACACCUACCUAUCCAUCCAUGAUUUGGCUCAUCCAUGCAUUGCACUUGGAGCACUAGAGUGAGAAGAAGAUCUAGAGAGAGAAACAAAAAAAGUUACAGCAAGGAGAGAGAAAUUAAAAGAGAUCAAGCAUCAGAGAUCUCUAGAGAGAGAGAUUAAUUUGCAAAAUGGUGCCUAGCCUUGGAGGUGAUGGAUGCAUAUGCAUGCAUGGGAUGGGGAGAAAUAUUAAUAUGAGAGAACUCUCCUUCUUUUUUCCAAGAUGAUUCUUAAUUUAGCUAGAUUAAUUCCUUUAGUUUAGGCAUUAUUGUUGGGGGGUUAAGGAUAAUUUGUAUACAGGAAAGAAAGAUAGGAGGAAGUGUAUGUUAUAGAUUGUUUAGUCACACAUUUUGUUGUUCUCUCUGUUGCUUGCCCCCUCUACAUCUUUUGUUUUUGUCAGUUUUUGGUCUUGGUGUAUACUUAUUAAUGUUCUUUCCAUCUCUGUAACUAAACAUAAGAAACACAUACAUACAUACGUAAAUACAUAUAUAUUGGUAAACAUUGGGAUAUA